UAUAACAAUGAGUGAGAAUUCCCAGGUAAAAACAAAUAAAAGGUGCCGAAAUGCUUGGACUGAGGGCGGCGAAAACCUUCUAAUUGAACUUUGGGAGGAAAAUCUUUCUCAAUUGCGGGGCCCCCGACGAAAUGGCCACAUAUUUAAGGAUAUGGCCAAACAUAUGUCUGAAAUGGGGUACAAGGUAACCGCUACCGAAGUCCAAAGAAAAGUACACAACUUUACCCAACGCUUUAGAAAGGAACAGCACUGUGUUGGCGUGUCCGGAGGGUCCCCAUCAAAUUGGAAAUUUUUUAUGAAAAUAAAUAGAAUUUUGGGAAACUUGCCACUUCAUAAUAUAACUGAGCUUGUUUCAAAUAGUUUUGCAGGUAUGUUUGUAUAUAUUUUUUUUUAAUUCAUUGAAUGAAGUAACUUCUUUUA
Teleopsis dalmanni is the source of this 420-nucleotide messenger RNA. RefSeq lists its product as uncharacterized. Bases 8 to 394 code for a protein of 128 amino acids. The record is from RefSeq and is a predicted model, not a curated record. The transcript is spliced from 3 exons. Gene Ontology annotation, cellular component: nuclear body. NCBI's taxonomy places the organism in Eukaryota, Metazoa, Arthropoda, Insecta, Diptera, Diopsidae. Gene Ontology annotation, biological process: positive regulation of DNA-templated transcription.